Molecule: messenger RNA, 1334 nt
Organism: Salvia hispanica
Lineage: Eukaryota; Viridiplantae; Streptophyta; Magnoliopsida; Lamiales; Lamiaceae
Product: CAX-interacting protein 4
Molecular function (GO): nucleic acid binding; zinc ion binding
Source: RefSeq, a predicted model, not a curated record
AUUUAAGGUAAUAUUGCCGAUUGAGGAUCUUCACAAAUUCCCAAAAGAGGGUAACAAUUUGGGGAUAACAGGAAGCACAGUUUCAAAAGUCGUCGAUUUUCUACCGCCGGCGCCGGACCUCUAGAUCUCGCCAAGAUGCCGGCGACCGCGGGAAGGGUUCGCAUGCCGGCGAACAACCGCGUGCACAGCAGCGCCGCCCUACAGACCCACGGCAUAUGGCAGAGUGCAAUCGGUUACGAUCCCUACGCUCCCAACAAGGAAGAGAAGAGCAACGCCUCCACUCAGAAGGCCGCCGCCGCCUCGGAGGGUGAACAGGAAAACGCCUAUGCUAGUUUUCAGGGUUUGCUCGCUCUUGCUCGUAUCACGGGAUCAAACGCCGACGAGGCGCGUGGCUCUUGCAAGAAAUGUGGGAGGGUUGGGCAUCUCACGUUUCAGUGUAGGAAUUUCUUGAGUGCUAAGACUGAUGAUGAUAAGAUGAGCAAGGAUAGCGAUGCCAUCCAAGCUGCGGUGUUGUCUGGAUUGGAGAAGCUGAAAGGUGAGAAAUUGAAGGGGCGGCGGAAGAGUGCGGCCGGGGAGAGCGAGGAGAGCAGUGAGGAGGAGGAGAGUGAGAGUUCGGAUACGGAUUAUGAUUCGGAGAUGGAGCGUGCUAUAGCUGAGAAGUUUGGGAGAAAAACUAGUGGGAAGUUGAGGAGCAGUAAGAGUAGAAAGAAGAGGGAUAGUGAAGAGGCUGAGGAUGGGUCGGAGAGUGAUGCACGGGAGAGGAAGAAGAAGGAUAAGAGGGAGAGGGGGAGAUCAAAGAAGAGGAAGAGCGAGAAGAGAUGGUACAGCGACUCUGAUGAUGAGGAUUCAAGCAGGAAAAAGAGGAGGAAGGAGAGAAGGAGGAAGAGGGAUGAUGAUUCCUCUGAUGAGGAGGAGGAAGACAAACGGAGGAAGAGAAAAGGUAAGGAGAGGAGGAGUCACCGUGAUGGGAAUGGCCAUAAGCAUAGGAGUCGAAGGGCGGGGUCAGCAUCUGGCUCUGGUGACAGUGAAUCGGAUGAUUGUCGAGUGGGAAGGGACAAGAAGCGGUCUGAUAAGAAGAGCAGGCGCCAUCGACGCCGAGAGGACUAGCUUGCUUCAAUGGAGGUUGUGCGAAUUCUGUUUACGAUUGUGUCGUGAGUGUUGAGUUUCAUAACAAUUUCUGAAUGUGGUGCUAAUGGAAACAGAUUUACUGGUUUGGGAUAUUUGCUGUGUCUUCGGUGUUGCCUAGUUUGUUGUUUUGAAGCCGUUUUCUUGCCUUCUGUUUGUAAGAAUACUCAUGCUUAUUUCACAUGUAUGAAUAUAAUGUCUUGGCUCAA